Molecule: messenger RNA, 1178 nt
Organism: Chiloscyllium plagiosum (whitespotted bambooshark)
Lineage: Eukaryota; Metazoa; Chordata; Chondrichthyes; Orectolobiformes; Hemiscylliidae
Source: RefSeq, a predicted model, not a curated record
AUGUUGUCACACCAGGCUGGGAGGUUGUUGUAUCAGGCUAGCGGAUUGUUGUGCCAGGCCUGGAGGUUGCUGUGCCAGGCCGGGAGGUUUUGCGCCAGGGCGGGAGGCCGGGAGGUUACUGUGCCUGGCCGGGAGGUUGUCACACCAGGCCGGGAGGUUGUUGUGCCAGGCUGGGUGGUUGUUGUGCCAGGCCGUGAGGUUGUUGUGCCAGGCCGGGAGGUUGUCACACCAGGCCGGGAGGUUGCUGUGCCUGGCCGGGAGAUUGUUGUGCCUGGCCGGGAGAUUGUUGUGCCUGGCUGGGAGGUUGUUGUGCCUGGCCGGGAGAUUGUUGUGCCUGGCUGGGAGGUUGCUGUGCCAGGCCAGGAGAUUGUCACACCAGGCCAGGAGGUUGUUGUGCCAGGCCGGGAGUUUGCUGUGCCAGGCCGGGAGAUUGUUAUAUUCGGCCAGGAGGUUGUUAUGCCUGGCCAGGAGGUUGUUGUGCCAGGCCGGGAGGUUGUUGUGCCAGGCCGGGAGGUUGAUAUAUUCGGCCAGGAGGUUGUUGUGCCAGGCCGGGAGGUUGUCACACCAGGCCGGGAGGUUGUCACACCAGGCCGGGAGAUUGUUAUAUUCGUCCAGGAGGUUGUGGUGCCAGGCCAGGAGAUUGUUGUGCCAGGCCGGGAGGUUGUCACACCAGUCCGGCAGGUUGUUGUACCAGGCUGGGAGGUUGUCACACCAGGCCGGGAGGUUGUUGUGCCAGGCCGGGAGGUUGCUGUGCCAGGCCAGGAGAUUGUCACACCAGGCAGGGAGGUUGCUGUGCCAGGCCGGGAGGUUGCUCUGCUAGGCCGGGAGGUUGUUGUGCCAGGCCAGGAGAUUGUCACGCCAGGCCGGGUGGUUGUUGUGCCAGGCCAGGAGGUUGCUGUGCCAGGCCAGGAGGUUGUUGUGCCAGGUCAGGAGAUUGUCACACCAGGCCGGGAGGUUGUCACACCAGGCUGGGAGGUUGUUGUGCCAGGCCGGGAGGUUGCUGUGCCAGGCCAGGAGGUUGUUGUGCCAGGCCGAGGGGUUGUCACACCAGGCUGGCAGGUUGUUGUGCCAGGCCCGGAGGUUGUUGUACCAGGCCGGGAGGUUAUAGAACAAAGAACAUAGAACAUAGAAGAAUACAGCGCAGUACUGGCCCUUCGGCCCUCGAUGUUGCGCCGAUC